Capronia coronata CBS 617.96 is the source of this 1701-nucleotide messenger RNA. RefSeq names its product serine/threonine protein kinase. Gene Ontology annotation, cellular component: nucleus; centrosome; cytoplasm. Gene Ontology annotation, biological process: chromosome segregation; protein phosphorylation. The coding region runs from base 1 to 1701 and encodes 566 amino acids. NCBI's taxonomy places the organism in Eukaryota, Fungi, Ascomycota, Eurotiomycetes, Chaetothyriales, Herpotrichiellaceae. Gene Ontology annotation, molecular function: protein kinase activity; ATP binding. The record is from RefSeq and is a predicted model, not a curated record. The transcript is spliced from 3 exons.
AUGCCUCCGGUUGGUUCUGGGCAUUUACAAGUGCCUCACUUUACCAAAGACGACUAUUGGGUCGACUACGAUCCAGAUAAUUACAAUCUGCGAGAACCUGGAACAGACCUUGACCGACAAUGGUACUAUUCCAGGAUACACCGGGGCGCGUUUGGCGGCAAAGUGGAGAACCAGGCGUUCAUGCUACGACGUCUCAAUCUUGAACGAAAUCGCGACGAAGACGACGAAUGGGGUCCUGUCCGACUUCUGGGUGCAGGGACAUAUGGCCGCGUUGGGCUAUGGGAGAAGCGAAAUGCGAAAAACAUCCCCGUAGACGAAUUGGCCCUCAAAGAAUCCGUCUACGACGAGGCGCAUCCACCUACCCACGAUCCAGAAGUCUCCGACAUAAAAAACAAACCUCGGCUUCUGCGAGAAGCUACGAUCCAGUCUGAUCUCAACUGGAAAGAUGAUCGCGUUGCUCCACACCUGCGGAAGUACAAGUUCAUUUCGGACCACAGGGCGGAUGAGCAGGGACGAUACCGAUUCUAUCUGGAAUUCUGCCGACACGGUGACCUUGACCAUCUGAGGCGGCUUUAUCGUGCUUGGAAUCAUCAUCUUCCGGAAGUCUUUGUCUGGCACGUAUUUCACCGGCUAGCAGUUGCGUGUGAGGCGCUGCGUAGCGGGCCCAACUUUGACAGUCUAGCCAUGGAUGACAGAUAUUUCGACGAUUAUGACCAAGAUGUGAAAGACCAGGGCAUAGUUUGCCUCCACCUCGACAUGAAGCCCGGGAAUGUCCUGCUCGGAUACGAACCCUUCGCGCCGUAUCCGCCGGAUGAGCCUGAGAUUCAUGACUUGCCCGAACCCCUCCUUUCCGACUACGGCAUGUCAGAUUACACUAGCAUCAGCGACAUGAGGAAUCCUUUCAGCUACUGGUGGCGAGGCACCAGAGCAUACAAGGCCACGGAACAAUUAUUCUACGGCGCACACUGGAAGAGUCCGCCCAAUGGAGCGAUCACUUGGAUCCACGACGAGAAAGGCAGACGACUCGACUACAAGCACGCAAGGGCAAUGCAGCGCAAAUGGAACUACAAGAACCCUGCCGGCGACAUAUCCUUUGACCACUCUCUGAAUAUCUACGGCGCCGGAGCGACCAUGUAUGCCGUCACCACACUGAGCAGAGACCGCCGGCUCAUCCGCGUCCGUGCCAAGCAUUACAGCAAGUACCGACAGAAUGGAAACCACCAGGUCUCCAAAGUGCGCACCAAGCUUCCCGGCGUGUACAGCAGUCGCCUACGACACCUGAUCCACCGCUGCAUCGACCCCGACCCAGCGAACCGCCCGAGCCAGGUGGAACUGAUGGAUGCCACCCUCAGAGGCCUGCGACUAGCGGAACGUCGAGUCAGACGCGCCCGCGCGGAAGCCCAUGCCGCUGCUGGAGGAGAUGUCAACGUAACACCCCCGCCCUUGCCGGAAGAGAAGCUCUACUAUCGUGACCACGAAAUCAACGAUCUACCCUUGGGCGAUGCCCCGUUUCACGCGCAGGCCGAUGACUUCGAAUACCUGGUUCGCGACCAGUUCGUGAACCCGGACAUCCCACGUCUCAAGCUCCCCAAGACCAAAUAUGGCAGGUUCCCGGAGGAUUGGAACCGGCCGGCAGGAAAUUGGCGGACCUUGUAUUCCGAAACUAACAGGGAGAAUGUCUGGUUCAAGCCCGUGAACUGA